GCGGAAUCUCAUUCAAACUCUCCUCUCUGGAGUAAAGACCACUCCAGUAACCCCAUUAUACAAGAAGAAGAAGAAGAAGAACAACAACAACAACAUCCAGCUAGCUAACUAGUCCAUGGAAGCCGAAGCUUCACCGUUUGAGAGCAGUGAGCUGGUGGCGAGUUUGCUGGCGUCGACGCCUUUGCUCAGCGACUCAUGGAGGCUGUGCAGCCUCUCCAACGCCACAGCUCUUUCGGGUUUCGUAUCGGAGCGAAUCGGAGAUGUCGGCUACUUUGCUUUCUCAGCUUGCAGUAUCCAAACGAUCACGAACGACUCCGAGUACUACUCCACUUGCAGAAACUUGGUGCCAUUGGAUAGCGCCGGCGCCGGCGACGGUGACCGUCCUUUUGCGGUGUUGACGAAAAGUGGUAACAGUGGUAUGAAUGGGAAAGAAGAUGAGGAUGCAGUGAUGGUUCAUGCAGGCCUGCUCCGUCUCUUCUUGUCUCUUCGUAGCUCCCAAGCUUUCCAAGACCAGAUGUUGGCGCUGAUAAAUGGAAGCAAGUCCAUUGUGAUCACAGGCCACUCUAUAGGAGGAACAACUGCCUCACUCUGCGCUCUUUGGCUCCUUUGUUACCUGCAAUCCAUCUCUUCUACCCUUCCGGUGCUUUGCAUUACAUUCGGUUCACCAUUACUUGGUAACGAAUCGCUUUCCCGAGCAAUCCUUAGGGAAAGAUGGGGUGGCAAUUUCUGCCAUGUGGUGUCUAAGUAUGACAUCAUGCCAAGACUCCUCUUUGCUCCUCUAGAGUCCUGCACUCGCCAACUGCAUUUCUUGCUGCAGUACUGGCAGAUGUCUAUGUUGGCUUCUUCUCCAAGCAACUUUGGACAGCUUCCGGUGCUUCAGCUUGGUGAGGAAGAGAAAGCUCAACUCUUCAGCUUCGUAUCACAUUAUAAUUUGCUAGUGUCUUCAGUAGCACAAGCAGAAGCAAGAGAAGAGAAAGCAAAUAGUUUGUAUUGGCCCUUUGGGAACUACCUGUUUUGCUCACAAGAGGGAGCUAUUUGUGUGGAGAAUGCAGCAUCUGUGAUCAAAAUGAUGCAUUUGAUGCUUGCGACUGCAGAUCCCAGCUACUGCAUCGAUGAUCAUCUAAAUUAUGGACAGUAUGUUGGGAUGAUUUCUUCACAGCUCUUGAAGAAGAAAAGCGUGUUUCAAGGGGAAGUGAUUCCGGAGUCAAGCUAUGAAGCAGGGGUUGCACUGGCAUUGCAGUCAUCAGGAAUAAGCCAACAGGAACCAACUGCCGGGCCGGCGGUAGAUUGCCUCAAGAUGGCUAGAGGAAUGAGACAUCUGCGUACACCAAGCCUGAACUGUGCAAACUUAGCCAUCAGGCUAUCCAAGGUCGUACCUUACAGAGCUCAAAUAGAGUGGUAUAUGGUAUCCUGUGAUAAGUCUGAUGAGCAACUUGGUUACUAUGACUCCUUCAAGCGACGAGGAUCAUCGAAAAGGGAUCAUAAAAUCAACAUGAACCGUCUCUUGCUUUCUGGAUUUUGGAAUGAUGUGCUGCGCAUGCUGGAGAACAACGAGCUGCCUCAUGAUUUUAACAAGCGAGGAAAAUGGGUAAACGGUUCCCAGUUCUACAAGCUACUAGUCGAGCCACUCGACAUCGCAGAGUACUAUAGAUCAGAUAUGCACCGGAUCAAGGGUCAUUACUUGAAGCAUGGAAGAGAGAGGAGGUUUGAGAUUUUCGACAGGUGGUGGAGAGAAAGAGAGGUUGGUCCGGAAGAAAACACUAGUGUGAGAAGCAAGUUUGCAGGUUUGACUCAGGAUUCUUGCUUCUGGGCGAGGGUGGAGGAAGCUAGAGAGUGUCUAGCUAAUGUUAGAAGUGAGACUAAUGUAAGGAAGCUGCCUUUGCUGUGGGAAAGUCUUAAUAGCUUUGAAAUGUAUGCAACCAGGUUAGUUGACCGUAAGGAGGUCUCUAAAGACGUUGUAGCAAAGAACUCGAGCUAUUCUUUGUGGGUAGAAGAGUUGAGAGAGCUGAAAUCACAGAUGCAGCAAAUCCAUCCUUCGGUCCCAAGGUUUAGAGAUGGUGAGUAAUUCCCAUAGUUCCAGAUUUCACAUCCUGGAAGGCUAUGUAAUGCAUAUGUUUUCUGUCUAUCUAGAUCACUAUCUGGUUGUCUACACAAUAUGUAAUGCAUACUCAACUAUUUCAAUAAUUCUUCAGGUUGUAUAUACAUAAUACAUCCCUUGUCAACAAACAAACGAUUGUUACUUUGUUUAGUGCUGAUGCUAAAUUAGAAU
Molecule: messenger RNA, 2269 nt
Organism: Fragaria vesca subsp. vesca
Lineage: Eukaryota; Viridiplantae; Streptophyta; Magnoliopsida; Rosales; Rosaceae
Exons: 4
Coding region: 116-2065 (649 amino acids)
Biological process (GO): lipid metabolic process
Source: RefSeq, a predicted model, not a curated record